This is a messenger RNA of Habropoda laboriosa, 1182 nucleotides long. RefSeq names its product adenosine kinase 2 (gene Adk2). Gene Ontology annotation, biological process: purine ribonucleoside salvage. Bases 87 to 1124 code for a protein of 345 amino acids. Gene Ontology annotation, cellular component: nucleus; cytosol. The record is from RefSeq and is a predicted model, not a curated record. Gene Ontology annotation, molecular function: adenosine kinase activity. The transcript is spliced from 5 exons. NCBI's taxonomy places the organism in Eukaryota, Metazoa, Arthropoda, Insecta, Hymenoptera, Apidae.
UCCACCACAAGUCAGUGGCGCAUCGUCGCCAAUCACAUAUGGUAUAUUUUGAAACUGUUAGUUGCAGUAGGUGAAAAUUGUAACAAAUGGCGUUGGACUUACGAGAGGGCCUUCUUCUAGGCAUGGGUAAUCCCCUUCUUGAUAUUUCAGCGACUGUAGAUAGCGAAUUUUUAAAAAAAUACGACUUAAAUUCCAACGAUGCUAUCCUUGCUCAAGAAAAGCACAAGCCCAUGUAUGAUGAAUUAAUAGAACUAUAUAACGCAGACUUUAUCGCUGGAGGUUCUGUGCAAAAUACUAUGAGAGUAGCACAAUGGUUCCUGGAAAGACCAAGAAUUGCAACUUACAUGGGUUGUGUUGGAAGAGACAAAUAUUCAAAAAUUUUAGAGGAUAAAGCACGGGCGGAUGGUUUAAAUGUUCGUUAUCAAUAUACCAACAAGGAACCUACCGGUACCUGUGCAGUUCUUAUUACUGGAAAUGAACGUUCCUUAUGCGCUAACUUGGCUGCUGCUAAUUGCUUCUCGCUUUCGCACAUAGAAGAACCUGAAAACAAAAUGCUUAUAGAAAUGGCUGAAUAUAUUUAUGUCUCUGGCUUUUUCUUAACUGUAAGUCCAGAAACGAUACAAGAAGUCGCUCAGCAUGCCUUGAAGAAAAAUAAAAUGUUUAUGAUGAAUCUUAGCGCGCCAUUUUUGUGCGAGUAUUACAAAAAGCCUAUGUUAGCGGUUCUCCCUUACGUGGAUAUCCUAUUCGGUAACGAAAUAGAAGUUGAUACAUUCGCGAAAGUGAAUAACUUUGAAACUACAGACAGGAAAGAAAUUGCGUUAAAAUUAUCAGAAAUGGAGAAAGCGAAUAGCAAAAGGCAGAGAAUUGUUGUGGUAACACAAGGUGCUGACCAAAUAUUAGUAGUAAAAGAUAAUAUUGUAACAGAAUAUCCUGCUGUUAAACUCCCGGAAGAAAAAGUUAUCGAUACUAAUGGUGCAGGUGAUGCUUUCGUGGGAGGUUUUUUGGCCCAACUGGUACAAGGUAGAGACAUAGAAGUUUGUAUAAAAUGCGGUAUUUGGGCUGCAACUCAAAUUGUACAAAGAUCUGGAUGUACUUACGAAGGGAAACCUAGUUUCACUCUUUGAUGAUGCUUAAGUCAGUUAGCAAUUGUAAAUUCUGUACUUAAUAAAUACUUUAACAGUU